CAGAGUAUGAUUGGUCGACGGAUGUUGGAAAUUCAACUUCGGAGGAUUGGCAUUUUUGGCGCUGAAGAAACCAUUAGCUCACAUCCAAAUUUUGAUGACAGCUUUAAAAUAUUGUGGGCUAAUCACGGAGAUGACAUAAGCAUUCAAUACUCUGGCACUCCUGCACUGAAAGGAGAUUUUGUCAGGUUUGGCCAGCGGACAACUCAAGGGAUCAUGAAUGAUCUUCGUAAUGCCCUUGUACGUUAUUAUUUGAACAACUUUUGCGAUGGAACAAAACAGGAUGCAAUUGACCUCCUCCAAGGACACUACAUUGUUUCUGUCAGCCGUGAUAUGACCCCUCAACCUCAAAAAGGAGGCCUAGAGACUGUGGCUUCAUUUCCACUGGCUUUGGCAUUAGUCUUGAUUGGAUUCUUCUUUGCAAUCGUGUCACUGAGGCAAGUUAGCUAUGGAUAUCGGCACCUAUUCUUUUCACUAAUGUGGACCGGUAUAAGUAUUGGUAUUGCAGCUGUUGUGAGAACUAAUGGCAGGAUUUUCUGCAACCGACCUCGCCUGCACAAACCAAGAAGAUAAUUCUUGGUUGAGAAAAGCCCUGGCCUAUACAACACUUUUACAAAUUCUCAUCAUGCUGGUUAUUGUAUUUAUUCUUUCAUACUGCUUUUUGUGGUUCAUAUGGUUCUGAAUUUUUUUUGUCAGCAAAUACGACUAUUCUUUUCUUCAGUAUCAUUCCCUUUUGUAGAAAUGUAAUUCUCCCUGAGCUUUGUUCAA
This is a messenger RNA of Rubroshorea leprosula, 765 nucleotides long. NCBI's taxonomy places the organism in Eukaryota, Viridiplantae, Streptophyta, Magnoliopsida, Malvales, Dipterocarpaceae. The record is from the annotation of a GenBank genome assembly.